AUGGUAACGGCUAGAGGGGUGAAAUGUGGUGGGAUCCUCUCUGCCUCUUCCGGCAACAUCUCCAGCCCCAACUACCCAGGUCUGUACCCGUACAACAUGGAGUGUGUGUGGCUGAUUGUAGUGGCCGAGGGGUCCUCCGUCCUGCUCACCUUCCACGACUUUGAGUUGGAGUAUCACGUCACCUGCUCCUACGACCACAUCAAGAUCUAUAACGGUGUAUCCGAGGAUGAGGGAAACCUCCUGGGGACGUUCUGUGGUGUCAUGUCCCCUCCUCAGUUCACCUCCUCCUGGAAUGUUAUGUCGAUCAUUUUCCACUCCGAUCGUCAUGUGACUCACAGAGGGUUCUCUGUGAGCUACAGGAAAGAUAUGUGUGGUGGGGUCCUAACUGGUCUGUCUGGCAUCAUCUCCAGCCCCGGCUACAGUCCAGAUACCCAGUACAGCAACAACGCUGACUGUUCCUGGACGGUCCAUGUAUCCAACCGCAGCGUGGUCAGUCUGGUCUUCCUCGACUUCCAGCUGGAGAACAACGAGGGCUGUAAUUUUGACUUCGUGGCUCUCUUCGACGGCCCCACCGUCACUCACAGACACCUGGGGAACUACUGUGGAGGGGAGAAGCCUCCUAAAAUUGUUACUACCUCCAAUCAGCUGCUGGUGAUGUUCAAGUCUGACUUCAACAUCGGGGGACGAGGGUUCAAGGCUUACUACUACUCAGGUGAAUGCCAGCAGGUGCUGUCUGUACCAAGUGCGAAUUUCACCAGCCCCCACUACCCUAACAUCUACCCAAACAACAUCAACUGUCACUGGACCAUCAACCUGGCCGGGGGCUACCGCAUCAAACUGUUCUUCAACGCUAUAGAGCUAGAGGACAGGAACAGCCUAUCAGACGAGUGUGACUAUGACUCUGUAGCGGUGCAUGAUGGGAGCAGGGAGACAGCCCCGUUGCUAGGGCGAUGGUGUGGCUCGGAACAACCCGGGUCUUUGAUCUCUAAGAGCAACAACAUGCUGGUGGUCCUCAGUACAGACAGGAACUAUGCUUAUAAAGGGUUCUCUGCUUCCUAUGUAGGAGUGGUACCAGUUAACAUCAGCUGUACGAGGACAGAGUUUACCAUCCACAUCUCCCAGCAGUCACUGCCUGGGCUGGAACGUGAGAGUAUCUAUCUGGGGGACCGCUCCUGUACCGCCCAGCUGACACCUACCACCUAUAAGAUACUGGCACGCUUCGAAAAAUGUGGCACUGCAGGCCAGCCACGGCGUAACAUCACCAUGCUGGUGAACACGCUCUACAUCGACUUCUCCGACGGGAAGGGGCGGAGCAUCCAGGAGUAUGAGGUACAGUGCGACGCCCAGCGCAAGAUGGCCACCAUUCACAUUGUCUCAGCCGAGGAGCGCCAGAAGAUGAACGAGCUGGCCCGACGCCAAGCAGAGGGGUCCGGGGGAGGUGGAGGGAAGGAGGCAGACCCAGAGCCUCACGACCCCAGUGAUAUAGUGUUUAUUAGCAUCUGUGUGCUGGCUGUUGUACUGAUGGUGAUUGCUGUAAUCUGGCUGGUACUGCUUUAG
Molecule: messenger RNA, 1557 nt
Organism: Salvelinus namaycush (lake trout)
Lineage: Eukaryota; Metazoa; Chordata; Actinopteri; Salmoniformes; Salmonidae
Gene: cdcp2
Product: CUB domain containing protein 2
Exons: 7
Coding region: 1-1557 (518 amino acids)
Source: RefSeq, a predicted model, not a curated record